This is a messenger RNA of Spodoptera frugiperda (fall armyworm), 1057 nucleotides long. RefSeq names its product glucose 1-dehydrogenase-like. The transcript has a single exon. Bases 59 to 835 code for a protein of 258 amino acids. The record is from RefSeq and is a predicted model, not a curated record. Lineage: Eukaryota; Metazoa; Arthropoda; Insecta; Lepidoptera; Noctuidae. Gene Ontology annotation, molecular function: oxidoreductase activity.
GUACAAGGCCAUAGCAUCCAGUCUAUAUUUACAGUGACCGUGUAGCGGGUGUAGCAUCAUGAGCUUCCAAGACAAAGUAGUGAUUGUGACUGGCGCCAGCUCUGGUAUUGGAGCAGCCACAGCCAUCAAAUUUGCAGAAGAAGGAGCCAAAGUAGCCUUAGUGGGCAGAAACCAGCAGAAACUAAACAACGUUGCGAAAAAAUGCGGUAAUCCUGUAAUAAUCAUCGCUGACGUGUCGAAAGAUGAUGACGCCAAAAGAGUUAUCGAAGAUACCAUAAGAUAUUUAGGACAGAUCGAUAUUUUGGUGAACAACGCUGGUAUAGCUACACCAGUCAGCAUUCUGUCUGACCGUGCUAUUGAAAUAUUUGAUCAAGUAAUGUCCACAAACUUGCGCGGACCUGUGUACUUGACGCACCUCGCUGCACCCUAUCUUGUGAAAACGAAAGGAAACAUUGUGAACGUAUCAAGUGUUGCUUCCUCUGUAAUUCUGGCUAAGGAGUUCUUUUCAUACAGCGCUUCCAAGGCUGCACUAGAUCACUUCAGUAGAGCAGUUGCCCUUGAACUCGCUGCAAGCGGUGUUCGCGUAAACGUGGUCAACCCAGGACCUGUUCGAACUGAUAUAGUUGAAAAUAUGGGAGCAACGAAGGAAAUCGCAGAUGCCACGUACAACCAAAUGCAUAACAUAACUCCGCUUGACAGAAUUUCGGAACCUGAAGAAAUAGCCGAUCUAAUUUUGUAUUUAGCCAGUGACAAAGCCCGCGCCAUGACAGGAUCGACUGUUGUGACUGACAAUGGAAUGAUUUUAAAAAAUAAUGCCACAAUUCAACGGGAUUAGUAAUUUUUUAAAUGUGUAUAAAUUUCAUUUUAUUAUGUUUUAAUAUGCAAAAUAUACUACCAUUUUCCGUAAAUAACCGUUAUUGACGUAUUUAUGUAUUAGCUGAACCUUGUAUUUAUGUAUUUUGUAAAUAAAUGAAAUGGUUUUAAUACUUUCGCUGAUAAUAUUAUUAUCUCUUUAAUAUUCAUCUGUAAAGAUUAUUAAUAUACUUUUGUGACAUGA